This is a messenger RNA of Pecten maximus, 450 nucleotides long. RefSeq names its product histidine N-alpha-methyltransferase-like. The transcript has 4 exons. NCBI's taxonomy places the organism in Eukaryota, Metazoa, Mollusca, Bivalvia, Pectinida, Pectinidae. The coding region runs from base 1 to 450 and encodes 149 amino acids. The record is from RefSeq and is a predicted model, not a curated record.
AUGGCAGACAACCUUAAGCGAAUAUUAGUGUCAGGGCUGACAUCAAACCCUAAGUAUAUUCCUACCUGGUAUAACUACGAUGAAGUCGGAUCGAGACUACUUCAGAAAAGUGUCGAGAUAAAUCGGGAUUACUAUUUAAGAGGAAGUGAAAAAGAAUUUCUAGAACAUAGAUCACAGGAUAUAAUUCCGGAUGUUUCCUAUGACCUGACUUUGGUUGACCUCGGAAGCGGAGAUUGUUCCAAAACGCGGCAUGUUAUAGACGAGCUGCUGAAAAGACAGAAAGCACUUACAUUCUACCCAUUGGACAUUUCUGCAGAGUUUCUGUUGGAUGCAGCAAAAGAGAUAUCGCAGGAAUAUGAUGAAUUACUUUUAGUCCGACCUAUAACUGCUGAUUACGUCGAAGGAAUCAAUCAACUCAGUCGAUCUCGGCUUCGAUCAGGAAUGCGGUGA